AUGGAGACACUUCUUUUUCUAUUUCCUCAAUUCAACUGCAUGGCCCCAAAGGAGGAAGCAUAUUUCAAAAUGCUUGGUCCAGAACACUUGUAUGCACCAAAGAUGAAGGACGAUUCGAGCAGGCAGAAAGACAAGGAGAGGAAGAGUCGACUAAGCCUUUUUCUCACCAAGUCGGGCUCCCAUGAAAAUGUCAGUCCCCAUAAAAAGACAAAUACGACGCCCAGCAACAUCUCACCAGAGGCGGCUUUGCAGUGGAGCGACUCCUUUGAAGAACUGCUGAAGCACUCGGAUGGAGUAGAAACCUUCGGUCAGUUCCUCAGGACAGAGUUCAGUGAGGAAAACAUUGAGUUCUGGUUGGCCUGUGAAGAAUACAAGACCAUUGAUUCUGAGACAAAGCUGCUGUCUAAAGCCAAAUGUAUUUUUACAGUAUUUAUUGAAUCGGAGGCCCCUAAAGAGGUCAACAUUGACUACAACACCAAGAUGGCCAUCAAGAAGGACAUGGCACAGCCCACAAAGAGUUGUUUUGAAGCCGCACAGAUGAAAGUCUACAGCCUGAUGAAAAAGGACUCCUACCCUAGGUUCCUGCACUCUGACAUUUAUCUGCGUCUCACCAGGCAGAAAGGCCCCGGGGCCAACAUGUUUCGCAGAAGGUCACGCUCCUGUGUAUUCAAUGAGCGAGGCGAGGCCACGACUGAACCCUUGGCCUGGUAGCUGUAACAUCCUGGGCGUAGUCGGUCGCUCUGUGAAACAGAUUAAACAGCAGAUAAUCUGUGAAUUGCAGAACAGUUUGUGUAGCACAGAGCUUUGUUAUUCACAGGUUUGCUUCUGCAAAGUGCAUAUCUUUUCUUUUGAGGAUCAAUACCGUUCUCCUGUGUGCAUAUAACAAGCUACAGCCAACCGUCAGUUAGCUUAGCUUUUUUUAAAUGGUGGAAACGGGAAUUUAGCCUGGCUCUGUCCAGUAUUAAAACAUCACAUCUGAAACUCACUACACUCUACACAAGCACAUUAUAUCUUUUCUAUUUAAAGGUUCAAUGUGUAGAAUUUAGAUCCACUCCUGAUGUCAACGAGUGAAAACAUCACUAGCAGUAUUUUAUAUUAAAUUUCUGCCAAUAGAUCGCUUUCACCUAAAUCUUACACACUGGACCUUUAAUCUGCACCAGAUGAUUUCUUGUCCAGUAACCUCUUGGACUCUUCACUGGUUUCAUUACAACCUCACAUACCACAACAUACAUUGAAGUUUUAGUUUGCUGUUCCUGCCUUUGACCAGUAUUUAUGCUAAGCUAUGCUAACUGACUGAUAUCCACCAUAUAGACAUGAGAGUGAAAUUAAACUUCUCAUCUAACUCUUGAUAACAAAGCGAAUGAGUUUGUUUCCUCAGAUGCAGUUUUUCUUUAAGUCCUAUACCAGCAGCUUGAUAACAGCUGACACCAUUGGCCUUUCAGCCAUAAGAAUACAUUUAGAAAGGCUCUGAGGAUGCUACGUCACAGACAUGUGGUUAUUUGAAAAUAACGGGAGCCCUCUGGCCAAUCAGAAGUAUGUGGCCACAGAGAAUAGAGUAUCUGUCUAUCUAUCAGUAUAAACCCAGAUGACUCUGCAGCACUUGCAGCAAAGAUCUAUUCAUUCUCUACCUCAGAGGCACUGCACUGUUGGUGAAUUGAACCUGAUGAUUUUUAUAGUUUCUCAAAUCUUGACAAAACUUUAUCGACAUCGGAGGACAGAAUCUCUUACUGCUUCUCUCUAGCUCUACUGUACAGGCCUCUGCACGGAGGUGACUCUCCUGAACUCAGACAUGUUACACUUCAUUGUCUUCCUAUCCAGUGACAGCACCUUAUACCACAUAAUUACAGUUGAUUUGGUGUUUUUAAAUGAACCGUAUCUCACUAUAAAAUAUUUAUGAUUUUAGCCCUCGUACUGUCCAAUCCAGUCUCAGCUGCAGUGGAAGCCUGCAACCAUGUAGACAAGCUCUGAGACUUUUUAAAGAGAUAUAUAGAUCUCUCAUUUCUCUUAUUAAUUAGAAUGUAUUCACACACAUAGAAUAUACAUAUAUCAUAUUUGAAUACUAAUAUCUUUUUAAUCAUGAUUUCUGGUUUUCAGUUUACUACCAUCUAACAUUAUUUAUGCGUUUGUUGUGAUCAUAUGUGUUGCCUCGCUGUUGUAAAUGUACAUACUUUAAUAUGUGAA
Paralichthys olivaceus (Japanese flounder) is the source of this 2181-nucleotide messenger RNA. It is a transcript of the gene rgs18, whose product is annotated as regulator of G protein signaling 18. Lineage: Eukaryota; Metazoa; Chordata; Actinopteri; Pleuronectiformes; Paralichthyidae. The record is from RefSeq and is a predicted model, not a curated record.